ACAAGUUCUACCGAUACUUCAUCUACUUCUACUGAUACCCCAUCAACCCCGACAACUGACACAUCCACAACUUUAACAGAAUCAACAACCAGUUCUACCGUUACUUCAUCUACUUCUACUAACACCCCAUCGACCCCGACAACUGACACAUCCACAACUUCAACAGAAUCAACAACCAGUUCCACGGUUACUUCAUCUACUUCUACUGACACCCCAUCAACCCCGACAACUGACACAUCUACAACUUCAACAGAAUCAACAACAAGUUCUACCAAUACUUCAUCUACUUCUACUGACACCUCAUCAACCCCGACAACUGACACAUCUACAACUUCAACAGAAUUAACAACAAGUUCUACCAUUACUUCAUCUACUUCUACUGACACCCCUUCAACCCCGACAACUGACACAUUGACAACUUCAACAGAAUCAACAACAAGUUCUAUCGAUACUUCAUCUACUUCUCCUGACACCCCAUCAACCCCAACAACUGACACAUCAACAACUUCAACAGAAUCAACAACAAGUUCUACCGUUACUUCAUCUACUUUUACUAACACUUCAUCAACCCCGACAACUGACACAUCGACAACUUCAACAGAAUCAACAACAAGUUCUACCGAUACUUCAUCUACUUCUCCCGACACGCCAUCAACCUCGACAACUGCUACAUUAACAACUUCAACAGAAUCAACAACAAGUUCUACCGUUACUUCAUCUACUUUUACUGACACUUUAUCAACCCCGACAACUGACACAUCGACAACCUCAACAGAAUCAACAACAAGUUCUACCGAUACUUCAUCUACUUCUACUGACACCCCAUCAACCCUGACAACUGACACAUCCACAACUUCAACCGAAUCAACAACAAGUUCUACCGUUACUUCAUCUACUUCUACUGACACUUCAUCAACCCCGACAACUGACACAUCCACAACCUUAACAGAAUCAACAACACGUUCUACUGAUACUCCAUCUACUUCUACUGACACCCCAUCAACCCCGACAACUGACACAUCCACAACUUCAUCAGAAUCAACAACAAGUUCUACCGAUACUUCAUCUACUUCUACUGACACCCCAUCAACCCCGACAACUGACAUAUCCACAACUUCAACAGAAUCAACAACCAAUUCUACCGUUACUUCAUCUACUUCUACUAACACUCUAUCAACCCCGACAACUGACACAUCGACAAUUUCAACAGAAUCAACAACAAGUUCUACCGAUACUUCACCUACUUUUACUGACACCCCAUCUACCCCGACAACUGACACAUCGUCAACUUCAACAGAAUUAACAACAAGUUCAAUCGAUACUUCAUCAACUUUUACUGACACUUCAUCAACCCCGACAACUGACACAUCGACAACCUCAACAGAGUCAACAACAAGUUCUACCGUUACUUCAUCUACUUCUACUGACACUUCAUCAACCCCGACAACUGACACAUCGACAACCUCAACAGAAUCAACAACAAGUUCUACCGAUACUUCGUCUACUUCUACUGACACCCUAUUAACCCCGACAACUGACACAUCCACAACUUCAACCGAAUCAACAACAAGUUCUACCGUUACUUCAUCUACUUCUACUGACACUUCAUCAACCCCGACAACUGACACAUCGACAACUUUUACAGAAUUAACAACAAGUUCUACCAUUACUUCAUCUACUUCUACUGACACCCCUUCAAACCCGACAACUGACACAUUGACAACUUCAACAGAAUCAACAACAAGUUCUACCGUUACUUCUUCUAUUUCUACUGAUACUUCAACAACCUCGACAAUUGACACAUCGACAAUAUUAACAGAAUUAACAACAAGUUCUACCGAUAUUUCAUCUACUUCUACUGACACCCCAUCAACCCCGACAACUGACACAUCGACAACUUUAACAGAAUCAACAACAAGUUCUACCGAUACUUUAUCUACUUCUACUGACACCCCAUCAACCCCGACAACUGACACAUCAACAACGUCAACAGAAUCAACAACAAGUUCUACCGAUACUUCAUCUACUUCUGCUGACACGCCAUCAACCCCUACAACUGACACAUCGACAACUUUAACAGAAUCAACAACAAUUUCUGCCGAUACUUUAUUUACUUCUACUGACUUUCCAUCAACCCCGACAAUUGACACAUCGACAACUUUAACUGAGUCAACAACAAGUUCUAUAGUUACUUCAUCUUCUUCUACUGACACCCCAUCAAUCCUGACAACUGACUCAUUGACAACUUUAACAGAAUCAACAACAACUUCCGUUGUUUCCUCAGUUAUUUCUCAUACCUCCACCUCAGUAUUUACUGCUAUUCCUGAAAGGUAUUCUUGUCCCUGUUUACUAUCAUUUUGUGAGAACCACUAUAAAGAAACCUUUUGUUCACUUGUAUAUGAAUCGUGUGGAAAUAAAAACACUUCAACACUUUCAUCUACAGCUUUAUCAGCAUAACCUUCUGGAAUUGUGGCAAUUUUAUUUAACAUAAUAUUAUGUUGAAUUUUUAAAUUUGUUUUGUUAAUAUCUUGAAGAACUUUUGUUU
Hydra vulgaris (swiftwater hydra) is the source of this 2545-nucleotide messenger RNA. The record is from RefSeq and is a predicted model, not a curated record. NCBI's taxonomy places the organism in Eukaryota, Metazoa, Cnidaria, Hydrozoa, Anthoathecata, Hydridae.